Messenger RNA from Halteromyces radiatus, 2661 nucleotides. RefSeq lists its product as uncharacterized. The record is from RefSeq and is a predicted model, not a curated record. The transcript is spliced from 19 exons. Gene Ontology annotation, biological process: G protein-coupled receptor signaling pathway; double-strand break repair via homologous recombination; nucleotide-excision repair involved in interstrand cross-link repair. Bases 1 to 2661 code for a protein of 886 amino acids. Gene Ontology annotation, molecular function: damaged DNA binding; single-stranded DNA endonuclease activity; single-stranded DNA binding. Lineage: Eukaryota; Fungi; Mucoromycota; Mucoromycetes; Mucorales; Cunninghamellaceae. Gene Ontology annotation, cellular component: nucleotide-excision repair factor 1 complex.
AUGCUAGAGUUCCAGAAACAAAUCCUCACCAAUCUUGUUGAAGAAGAUAGUUUAUUGAUUAUAUCUCCUGGACUUGGACUAUUCAAAAUAUUUUGUUCUUUUCUUCAACUUUACUGUAACAAUGACAAGCAUUUGAUUUUUUUGAUUAAUACGACUCAAGAACAAGAUAUUGCCAUACAAGAACGUUUAGUCUUGGAAGGUGUUCCACGAUCUGUAGGACUACAAAUUAUUGAAUAUGAUACUCCAUCUGAAGUAAGUGGUAUCGUCAUAUAUAAUGCUCAUCGUGUACGACCUGACUCGAUGGAAGAAUUGAUACUACGUAUAUACAGAGAAGAAAAUGAGCAAGGAUUUAUCAAAGCUUUUUCUGAUCAACCUGGUGCGUUUACUUCUGGAUUCGCUCCUCUUCAAAAUAUGUUGAAAAUAUUACAAUUGCGAAAUGUACAACUAUGGCCAAGAUUCCAAGUGAUGGUGACAAAUGAUUUGACUCAAGCAAAUGAAGAAGUCAUUGAAUUACGACAACCUAUGACAGAAUAUAUGGAAAAGAUACAACAAGGUCUCAUCGAAUCUAUGGAAGCUACAUUGUCAGAAGUUCGAAAAUCAAAUAGUCGAGUGGAUGUACCAGAUUAUACCUUUGAAAACUCUUUAUUCAAAUCAUUCGAUUCUAUUGUACGACAACAACUAGAUCCUGUAUGGCAUCAAGUAGGACAAAGCGUAAAGCAACUAGUUGGUGAUUUAAAGGUACUUCGUCAAUUAUUGUCUUAUCUAACAAACUAUGAUUGUGUAUCUUUCAACAGCUUUAUUGAAACUGUUAUUACAAGUAAUACCCCAUCGCCAAAUACAAGAUAUACAAGACAAUCCCAAUGGCUUUUUUUAGACGCUGCAGAUCAACUUAUCACGGCAGCAAGAAAACGUGUAUAUGUACAACCAACAGAUAACGAAUACGAUUCAACUCCUGAAGAAGAAUAUAAUACAGAUUUGAUUGGAAGUAUACCGAAGGAUAUUCGUCUUGUAUUGGAAGAACAACCAAAAUGGACAUUAUUACAAGAUAUUCUGGAUGAAAUUGAAAAGGAUGUGACAACGAAUACAGAUCAUGGUGCACCGGUACUUGUUAUGGUGGAUGAUCAACGCAAUUGCGCACAGCUACAACAAUAUAUCUCACAAAAACGUACUAUGCUGCAAAAGAUAGCAGGACGGUAUUUCAAAUGGCGAAAAGGUAUGCAACAGAUUCAGCAAGCGACUAUUGGUGCGACAAACCAAAGCUCGAUUAAUACGAAUACACCUCAGGUAUCACAACGGUAUCCUCCUAAUAAAAGACGACGAGUUCGCGGUGGAUCUGCUACAGCAACAACCUCAACACUGAACGCAAGACCUCCUCCUCUGGCACAAACUUUUCGUGAUGAAGUGAAAAAUACAACAAGAACGUUAACUGAUUCAAACUAUGAUGAUAAAUACGAUGAUGGUGACUAUAAUGAUGAUACCGAAAUGGAUAAUAUUAUUGCUAAUAUGGAACUGGGUGAACAUGAUAUUUUACCGACCUUUGAUGAAAUCCCUCCAAGCACAUUGGUGACCAUCCAAUGUUAUGAAAAUGAUACAGAUGAACAAAUUUUAGAAGAUUAUAAGCCUAGAUAUAUCAUUAUGUAUGAUCCUGAUCCUGCGUUUGUGCGACGCGUAGAGAUGUAUCGAGCACUGAAUCCAUCUUUACAAGUUCGUGUAUAUUUUAUGAUAUAUGACAAUUCAGUGGAAGAACAAAAGUAUCUUAGUUUGAUUCGAAAAGAAAAAGAAGCUUUUGAAAAAUUGAUUCGGGAGAAAUCAGUUAUGGCUAUUCCACUGAAACAAAAACCAAGUGAACAAGAAGAUGUCUUUAUUCGAACUGUCAGUUCAAGAUAUGGUGGUGGCAAUCUCAAAUUAUCGAGUGUACAAACGAUUGUGGUUGAUAUGCGGGAAUUCCGAAGUUCACUUCCACCUAUUUUACAUGCUCAAGGUGUCAAAAUUGAGCCAUACGCUCAAUGUGAAAAUAUGAAGGCGCAUUAUAAGAUUCCUAUUCUUUUGAUUGAAUUUGACCAGAACAAAUCAUUUUCGCUUCAGAAUGUAUUGGAAAUGAAGGAAAAUAUUGUUGUUACAGAUUUAUCAUCCAAACUUACUUUAUUGACAUUGGCUUUUCCUGAAUUACGUAUUAUUUGGUCUUCCAGUCCUCAAGAAACAACCAAAAUCUUCAAACAACUCAAAGAAACACAUGAUGAGCCAAAUGCGGAAGAAGCAGCUUUGAAAGGUGUUGACAACCCAGAUCAAGUAAACACAACCAUCAAUGUUACCCCUGAAGAUAUUCUCCGAAGCAUGCCAGGCGUGACAUCCAAGAACUACAGAUUGAUUAUGAAUAAAGUACACAAUUUAGAAGCAUUGACUAAUAUGACCCAGAAAAGCAUUCAAGAUAUCAUAGGUAUUGGACCGGGUAAAACUUUAUAUCAAUAUCUUCAUCGGAUGAUCAAAAAGUUAAAAGAACAGUUAGAUAUCCAACGUAUUCCUGUAUCCGAAGCUAGUCGAUCUUUAAUAGAUUAUUGUCAAGAGAAUACUGAUAUGAUGAUUCCUUCUUUAUGGGGUGCCAAACAUCCUGAUCCAUUUGCUGAACAAGUAGCAGGCUGUGGUACUUGUUUAAUCAUGUAG